Messenger RNA from Chondrus crispus (carragheen), 1747 nucleotides. RefSeq lists its product as hypothetical. Gene Ontology annotation, biological process: porphyrin-containing compound biosynthetic process. The transcript has 2 exons. Gene Ontology annotation, molecular function: protoporphyrinogen oxidase activity, oxygen as acceptor. The record is from RefSeq and is a predicted model, not a curated record. Bases 1 to 1443 code for a protein of 480 amino acids. Lineage: Eukaryota; Rhodophyta; Florideophyceae; Gigartinales; Gigartinaceae.
AUGCCCGAGCCCGUCAAGCGCAACGUCGCCGUCCUAGGCGGCGGCCCUGCGGGCCUAUCCGCUGCCUUCCGCCUCCUGCACGACCUCCCGCCGGGCCUGUCGGUCAAGGUCGACCUGUACGAGGCCACAGGCCGGCUGGGCGGCGCCGUCACCUCGGCGUGCGACGCCGGCUUCUGCUACGAGCUCGGGCCCAACUCGAUGAACGCCAAGCACCCCAGCGUCGCCGAUCUCAUCCAAGAGAAGCUGCGCCUCAAGCCGCGCAUGCUGCCGCGCUCGCCGUACGCGAAGCGCUACUACUUCAUGCGCGACGGCAAGCUCGUCCCGCUGCCGCUGUCUCCGCUCCACUUCGCCACCACUGGCCUGCUCUCGUGGCGCGCCAAGUGGCACGUCGUUAAGGAGCCGUUUGUGGCCAGGCUGCAGGACGUCAGAGACUCGCACAUGGAGUCCGUCGCCUCCUUCUUUCAGAGACGGUUCGGGCGCGAGGUUGUCGACUACCUUGUCGACCCGAUGGUCGCGGGCACUUAUUCGGGCAAGCCGGCAGAUUUGUCCAUGAAGCAUGCCUUGCGAAAGGUGUGGCGCUUGGAGCAGAAGCACGGGUCUGUCAUUGGCGCCUUGCUGCGCGGAGCCGGCAAAACGAAGCCGGAUCCAAGGUACAAGCCGUACACAGGGAAGGAACUGCGUGCUAGUUUUACAUAUGAUAAGGGGAUGGAGGUCGUUACCGAUGCCCUCGUCGCAAACAUCAAUGACCUCAAUCCUAGAGGGGGGAGGUUGUAUACGCACGGCAAGGUCCGCACGCUCGAUAGAGACCCGAAUGGUGCCUGGCGAAUUAACGGACGGGGCAAGUACGACGCUGUCAUAUCCACCAUUCCCACGCAUGCCGUCAAAUCUAUUUACACUAAUAUGUCAGCUUUGGGGAAAGGGUUCAAGAAGCUGAACAAGAGUAUCAAGUACGCACCCGUCUCUGUUGUAGUCAUGGGCUUUGACAAGUCCCAGGUCCCGCAUCCGCUCGAUGGCUUCGGUGCUCUUAUACCCACGGUAGAAGGUCGCCAGAUUCUGGGAAUCAACUUUUCCUCGUCCAACUAUCCCCAACGACUAAGCGACCCGGACAAGGUCUUUUUGACAGUGUACGUCGGGGGGCAACGUAACCCUGACCUCCCGUUCCGGCGCGCGAAAGAGAUUGUUGAUAUCUCGAAGAAGGAAUUGGGUCAUGUCCUCGGCGUCAAGGGGGAUCCUUUUUUCUCUCGCGUCAAGACAUGGAAGCGGGGCAUCCCCCAGUACGAUCCACAAUUUGAUGAAUCGCUUUGCACUAUGGCCCGAGCUGAAAAAUCAGCCAAAGGCUUCGUCUUUGGAGGCAAUUAUCGUGAUGGCGUAGGUCUCCCCGAUGCGCUCCGGUCUGGGAUUUUGUCGGCAGAAAAAACACUCCAAUACCUCAAAACCUUGUAGUCACUUCAGAAAGGAACCAUGUAGGACAGACAUGUACAAGGCAAGUAUGCCGGUUUAGAAGUUGACGUCCCUCGCGCAGAAUAUUCGCUCAUCAUGGGCUUCGGAAGACAAAAUGUGGGCGGUCUCCUACGGGCAGUUCUUCCCAAUGGCAUGAGGCAUCUACCACAUCCCCUUUGAUCAAAUUGUCGUUGUCAAGCUGCUCGUUUUCCGAGAGAAUCCGAGCGACAGAACGCAUAUCCCCCCGCGUGUAUGUCGUCGCCAUUUCGUCAACGGCUCGAGCCUAUAAAUGUUACCCUCCCUCGAG